Messenger RNA from Chelonia mydas (Green sea turtle), 2834 nucleotides. RefSeq names its product leucine rich repeat and Ig domain containing 1 (gene LINGO1). Gene Ontology annotation, cellular component: plasma membrane. The coding region runs from base 748 to 2589 and encodes 613 amino acids. NCBI's taxonomy places the organism in Eukaryota, Metazoa, Chordata, Testudines, Cheloniidae. The transcript is spliced from 6 exons. Gene Ontology annotation, molecular function: protein binding. The record is from RefSeq and is a predicted model, not a curated record.
CCGCUCGGAUCCGGGCGCGUCUGUCCCGCUGCCGCCCAGCGGGCACUGCCAGGGGCAGGGCUGCGGCGAGCUGCCCCUUCCAGCCGGGGCUCCGUGAUCAAGGCGGAGACCGAGCCAGGAGCUACCGACACGCGGGGCGCACCUGCUCGUGGGGGCCGGUCCCCAGGGCCAGCGCGAGCAGGGGAUCCUGGCAGGGCAGCCGGGCACCGCGGCCUGCUGUGCCUGAGGGCCAUGAGCUGUUCUCAACAUCUGGAGACCCAAAGGAGCAGCCCCUCAUCCUUGGGAUCUCAGCACUUGUAGAGGACUCUGCUGUGCCAAGAAGAGCCUUGCUGAAAGGAGCCCACCACCAGGAAAAGGCCAAAGGCUGCAGCCUCCUGUAGCCCCACCCAGGGUCUCUUGGGGCUCUCUGAAGGUCUUUAGUUGCAGAAGAAAGUCCUUGCAGGAUUUCUUCACUGGAGAGCAUGUCCAGAAUUGGAUGAGUCACCCCAGAUGCUGCAGCACUGUGAAUAGGAUUUCAUGACACCCUAGGUUGUCUAGGCCAGUCCCAUCAUUCCAGCGUGAAACUUCUGGGCCAGAGCCAUCAUCUUCUUCCUCCGCCUGGGAGAUUGCCUGAGGUUGCAUGGCAAGGCCGUGAAGGUCAGUCAACACGUGCAUGACUGGAAAGCAAAGGAGAGGACGACGUCCAUUGAGCUUCUGGCAGCCAAUUGGCCUGCAUCCUGACACCAUCUGACUUGGGUGAGAGAUAGGAUGAUAGCUGGGGAGGUGAGCAUGCAUAGCCCAAUUCUGGCCUGCUGGCAGCCUAUCCUCCUCCUGAUGCUAGGAUCCGUCCUCUCCGGCUCUGCCACGGGCUGCCCGCCCCGCUGCGAGUGCUCUGCCCAGGAGCGCUCUGUGCUGUGCCAUCGGAAGCGAUUCCUUGCUGUACCCGAGGGGAUCCCUACUGAGACUCGGCUCCUGGACUUGGGUAAGAACCGAAUCAAGACUCUCAACCAGGAUGAAUUUGCCAACUACCCUCACUUGGAGGAGCUGGAGUUAAACGAGAACAUUAUCAGUGCCAUUGAGCCUGGGGCUUUCAACAACCUCUUCAACCUCAGGACUCUGGGUCUCAGGAGUAACCGACUCAAGCUCAUCCCCUUGGGGGUGUUUACCGGACUGAGCAAUCUUACCAAGCUAGACAUUAGUGAGAACAAAAUUGUGAUCCUUCUAGACUACAUGUUCCAGGACUUGUACAACCUGAAGUCUUUGGAGGUUGGGGACAAUGAUCUGGUCUAUAUCUCCCACCGGGCCUUUAGCGGCCUCAACAGCUUGGAGCAGCUGACCCUGGAGAAAUGCAAUUUGACCUCCAUCCCCACGGAGGCGCUGUCUCACUUGCACGGCUUGAUUGUGCUGAGGCUGCGCCACCUGAACAUCAAUGCCAUCAGGGAUUACUCAUUUAGGAGGCUCUACAGGCUUAAGGUCCUUGAGAUCUCCCACUGGCCCUAUCUGGAUACCAUGACGUCCAACUGCCUCUAUGGACUGAACCUGACGUCCUUGUCCAUCACCCACUGCAAUCUGACUUCCAUCCCUUACGUCUCUGUCAGGCACUUAGUUUAUCUCAGGUUCCUGAACCUGUCCUACAACCCCAUCCUCACCAUUGAGGGCUCCAUGCUGCAUGACCUGCUCCGGCUGCAGGAGAUCCAGCUGGUGGGUGGGCAGCUCACCACUGUGGAGCCCUACGCCUUCAGAGGCCUCAACUACUUGCGCAUCCUGAAUGUCUCCGGGAACCUGCUGACCACACUGGAGGAGUCAGCCUUCCACUCAGUGGGGAACCUGGAGACGCUCAUUUUGGAUAACAACCCUUUGGCCUGCGACUGCCGGCUGCUUUGGGUUUUCCGACGCCGCUGGAGGUUGAACUUCAACAAGCAGCAGCCCACCUGCUCCACCCCUGAGUUCGUCCAGGGGAAGGAGUUCAAGGACUUCCCUGACGUGCUCCUGCCCAACUAUUUCACCUGCCGCCGGGCACGCAUACGGGACCGCAAGCCGCAGCAGAUCUUUGUGGAUGAGGGCCAUACGGUACAUUUUGUCUGCCGGGCAGAUGGGGAUCCACCUCCCACGAUCAUGUGGCUCUCUCCCAGGAAGCACCUCAUCUCUACCAAAACCAAUGGGCGGCUCACUGUCUUUCCCGAUGGCACUCUGGAGGUGCGCUACGCCCAGAUCCAGGACAAUGGCACCUACCUAUGCAUCGCCAGCAAUGCAGGUGGCAAUGACACCAUGCUGGCGCACCUUCACGUGCGGAGCUACUCCCCAGAUUGGCCCCACCAGCCCAACAAGACCUUUGCUUUCAUCUCCAACCAACCCAACGAGAGCGACGCCAACAGCACGCGUGCCACCGUGCCUUUCCCCUUCGACAUCAAGACUCUCAUCAUCGCCACCACCAUGGGAUUCAUCUCCUUCCUGGGCGUGGUGCUCUUCUGUCUGGUGCUUCUCUUCCUGUGGAGCCGGGGGAAAGGCAACACGAAGCACAACAUCGAGAUCGAGUACGUGCCGCGCAAGUCUGACGCCGGCAUCAGCUCCGCCGACGCGCCACGCAAGUUCAACAUGAAAAUGAUCUAACCCGAAGCAAUUUGCAAAUAAAAAGUUUUUUUAAAAACAAAAAAAGAACGUUGCUACAAACAUACCGACCUCUCUCCUCCUCUGAACCCCCCCUCCCCUCUCAUUCUGACCCCACCUCCCCGCACCACCACCUCUUCAUACCAGGAGAACAUUCUGCGGAUGUCUCCAGGACUCCCAUGUUUGUAAAGAAGUCGUCUGAUGGACGCCGGUGUCAGAUCUAAGAUGAGAGGGGAAAAAAAAACAAA